Gadus chalcogrammus (walleye pollock) is the source of this 3919-nucleotide messenger RNA. RefSeq names its product growth arrest-specific 6 (gene gas6). The coding region runs from base 627 to 2582 and encodes 651 amino acids. Gene Ontology annotation, molecular function: calcium ion binding. Gene Ontology annotation, cellular component: extracellular region. The transcript is spliced from 15 exons. Lineage: Eukaryota; Metazoa; Chordata; Actinopteri; Gadiformes; Gadidae. The record is from RefSeq and is a predicted model, not a curated record.
GAGAGAGCGAGAGACAACGGUAGAGAGCCUCAACUGCACCAUAACAAUCUGCUGUCUGAGACUACAGUCCUUCAGACAACUUUUCAGAGCUCAGUCCGAAGUCCUGAGAACCGUACGGUCUUCCAGCGGGACCAGAGUGCUCUUGUAGCGGGACUAGAACUGCAGGUGACCCAGGGGACUGUGAGAACUGUGUUCUAGAACCACAGGGAAACCGGGACUAAAGUGUUGUUCCAACGGGACUACAGUGUUGUUCUUCUAGCGGGACAAGAGUUCCCGAGAACCGCGAUGGGAGUCGAGCCGCCGCGGUAGACAGAGGAACAAGGUCGCGGGUUGUGCAUGCUAUGCGCAGAGGUCUACAACACGGUAGGUACUAGACCAGGAACUUGGAGAGGUCUCGAGUACGGACGGUACUAGACCAGGAACUCGGGGAGGACUAGAACAAGGACGGUACUGGUCCAGGGACUCGAGCAGGUCUGGAACACAGGAGUUAACGUAACCCGACAGGGACCGCAGGGACCAGACCGCUGCACUGUGUCGUGUCGCUGAGUGGAAGCACCGCAGUGUUUCUUGGUGCAGAGACCAGGAGAGAAAGUUAGAACCCUGACCAGAGGGAGAGACCAGCAGACAUGAGACCGACUCCGAGUCCGACCAGGACCCUGCUGCGGGAGGUCCUGCUGGUUAUCGUGUUCUCCUGCUGGUCCGACAGCAUCUCGUUGACGCGGGAGCAGGCCAGUGUGUUCCUGAGCCGCCCGAGGAGAGCCUACCAGGUGUUUGAGGAGACCAAGCAGGGCCACCUGGAGAGGGAGUGUGUGGAGGAGCGUUGCAGUAAGGAGGAGGCGCGGGAGGUGUUCGAGAACCAGCCAGAGACGGACUACUUCUACCCAAAGUAUUUAGCCUGCAUGGAACAGUUUGGAGACUCAGAAAAGAAGAAACAGGACUUGGUCACCUGUGUGCACAAUAUCCCAGACCAGUGCUCUCCCUCCCCGUGCCACCCCAGGGGGUCGGUGCGAUGUGAGGACCGGAAGGGAGACUUCCUGUGCCAUUGCUUCACCGGCUGGACCGGAGCCCACUGUGAUAAAGACGUCAACGAGUGUGCUGAGAAGAAUGCCGGCUGUGAGCACGCGUGUAACAACACUUUGGGUAGUUACCACUGUUCCUGUCACCAUGGUUACAAGCUGGUCAACCGCCACACCUGCCAAGACGUGGACGAGUGCGGGAUCCCGGGGGUGUGUGGGACGGCUCAGUGUGUGAACAUAGACGGGAGCUACGAGUGUUUCUGUGAGAGUGGCUACGAGUUCAACAACCAAUCACUGAGCUGCGUGGACGUGGAUGAGUGUCUGCAGGGUGUGUGCGUAGAGCAGUGUCUCAACACUCCCGGUAGUUUCCGCUGCUUCUGUGACGGUCGUCAAGGCAGGAAGCUCAGCCAAGACCUCCGCAGCUGCAAGCGCAUCACGCCCUGUUUGUCGCCGGUUCUGGAGAGGAACAGUCGCUCGCUCUACCUCGGACGCAUGUUCAGCGCCGUCCCCGUCGUCCGGCUGCGCUUCCGACGCCGCGUCCAGACGGGGUUCUCCGCUGAGUUUGACCUGCGAACUUACGACCCUGAAGGUGUGAUCUUUUUUGCGGGGGGUCACCAUAACAGCUCCUGGAUCGUCCUAGCGAUGCAUCAUGGGAAGUUGGAGCUGCAGUUGAAGUACGCGGCGGUCAGCCGGGUGACGAGCACUGGGCCGCUGGUCAACGACGGGCAGUGGAGGAAGAUCUCUGUGGAGGAGCAGGGGCGGAGCCUGGUGAUAAAGAUAGACCGGGAGGCGGUGAUGAAGAUUGCGGUGAACGGAGAUCUGUUCACUCUGAGGAAGGGCGUUCAUGAGCUCAACCUGACCGUAGGGGGCGUGCCCUUCAGGGAGGAGGGCCUCCUCAGCCAGGUGAACCCCCGUCUGGACGGCUGUAUGAAGGACUGGCGUUGGCUGACGGGUGAAGACACCUCCAUCCAGGAGACCAUCAGCUCUAAUGAGAACAUGCAGUGUUUCGGCUCCGAACACCCGGGAUCCUUCUACCCCGGCCUGGGCUUCUCCCUCUUCAACAUCUCCUAUGACUACCAGAACCUGAGUGUGGACCUCGCUGUGCGUCCGACCUCGGCGAUGGGAGUGAUGUUCGCCCUUGUCCACCAGGACAGCGUUCCCUUCUCUGUCUCCCUGGCCGACUACCACCCUGCCAUGGACGAGUGGAGAGACUUUAUUCUGGUGUCCGUGGGCAACACGGUGGUGGCCAGUGCGCCCGCCCAGCUUUGUGACGGUGAGGGUCAUGUGAUCCGAGUGGUCGUCACGGGCAACCAGACGUUGCUCUGGGUGGAUGGUCAGCUUGGUCGCAGCGAGGAGACACAAGAGCCAGUCGACCUACAGUCCCCCUCCAGCACCUUUAUAGGAGGGCUACCAGAUGUUCCCCUGGUGUCGACUCCGGUCACAGCGCCCUACAGCGGCUGUCUGGAGGUCACGGUGAACGGCGAGACGCUCGAUCUGGACCGAGCCGUCCAUAAACACAACGACAUCCGCUCCCACUCCUGCCCCCUACUGGGCGCACACCAAUGACCCCCACCCUGCCCCCGGUACAUCGCCCCCACCCCACCUCGAUGUACAGGACACUAGAGAAUGACUCGGAGAUGAAUUCUGAAGUUGGAGAAAUUGGCGGGAAAACGUCUGAUGAAAAGCGAAGAUCAGCUGGUCCAGUUCCUGCUGCAGCACUGGCCCCCCCCCCCCCCCCCCCCGAUACUCAUGGUGACUAGAUCCCUGUUAACUACUAGUUCACUGAUUUAAAAGUAAACUAUUUAGUUUGCUAGUUACCAGUGAACUAAUAGUAGUUCUUAGUUAACAUUUCUUCUAGUUAACUAGUAGGUCACUAGUCAACGGUAACUCAGAAGCUUGCCGAUGAAAGGUGAACUACUGGUUAGCUAGAUAACAGUGAGCAAAUGUCCUGCUCCCCAAAAACCGCUGCACAGGACGAUGGGAUAUGUGCUGUUUGAGUUGCCUGGUUAGCGGUUAGAAUUAGCUACUACCAUUGCCUGGUUCGCAGCUACCAUAAGCUACCAGCAUUAGCUGCUGGUGCAGUCUCUGCUGGAGAACUUUGUUGCACACGGAAGCAGACCGACAUUAAUAUUGUGUCCGUCUGCUGCCUCAAAACCUGAACCUUGUGCCUACCAAGCUAUGCCCUUACCUGGGCCAGGGGGCGUGGCUUCAUCCAGGUGACCAGGGCCAGCACUACUCGGCCCCGCCUCUCCCUCAACCAACCAAUCACAUCUAGACACCCGCUACAGGAAGAGCCAAUCACAAGCUGGACACAAGGCCAUCUUCCGCAGCUAGGGUUAGCCUAGCUAGGGAUAGCUACUGAGUAACGACAGUGUAAAAUACUGAUCUGUGUAUAUACUAUAUGGUGCAAACCAAACCAAACACUACCUGCUGCACAUGGUCCUACUACACCUUUCUGUUAUUCAAGGUCUUAGUAUCUCUACACAAACACAAACAUUAUUGAUCAUCAAUGAAAAGUCUUGAAAGUUAUUAUAAUUUCUGCUUUUUUUUUUUUGUUCCUCUUUUCUUGAGAGCAACUGUGUAGUUUAAAAUUUAACAGUUAUGUUAAUACCGGUUAAACAUGACCAUGUAUGUUAAACUGUUAUGUUAGUAUCCGUAUAUCAAACUGUUAUGUUGAGUUGUUGGAGCAGAAUGUCUGAGAAUGCUAAUGGACUCCAGCCAUCUAAAGAGAGAAUGUAUUACACACUGCGUCAUUUUUUUAUAUGUUGUAUAUUGACCUUGUUUUACUUUUUCAUUUUACUUCUUUGUAACUGCCAGUUUUCUGUGUGGAGAGAAUCCCAUUCUGAUCUCUUCCCUGACAAGUGGAAAUCCAUCUGAAAAUAAAGGAAUUGGUACUACGAGAA